Messenger RNA from Dama dama (fallow deer), 2137 nucleotides. It is a transcript of the gene EMID1, whose product is annotated as EMI domain containing 1. The coding region runs from base 58 to 1515 and encodes 485 amino acids. The record is from RefSeq and is a predicted model, not a curated record. Gene Ontology annotation, molecular function: protein binding. Lineage: Eukaryota; Metazoa; Chordata; Mammalia; Artiodactyla; Cervidae. The transcript has 17 exons.
GCACGCCAGGCUGGGGGCGAUUGCGAGGGGCCGCGCGCGGAGGGCUCCGGGCGCAGCAUGGGCGGCCCGCGGGCCUGGGCGCUGCUCUGCCUCGGGCUCCUGCUCCCGGGAGGGAGCGCCGCGUGGAGCGUCGGGGGAGCUCCGUUCUCUGCGCGCAGGAACUGGUGCCCCUACGUGGUGACCCGCGCCGUGUCAUGCCACGUGCAGAAUGGCACCUACCUGCAGAGGGUGCUGCAGAACUGCCCCUGGCCCAUGAGCUGCCCUGGGAACAGCUACAGGACGGUGGUGAGACCCACGUACAAGGUGAUGUACAAGAUGGUGACGGCCCGCGAGUGGAGGUGCUGCCCCGGGCACUCGGGGCCGAGCUGCGAGGAAGUUGCAGGCUCCUCUGGCUUCGUGGAGCCCGGGUGGUCGGGCAGCGCCUCGCGGCGGGUGGCACUUCAGCGUACAGGCUUCUCAGGUUGUCUCAACUGCAGCAAAGUGUCGGAGCUGACGGAGCGGCUGAAGGUGCUGGAGGCCAAGGUGGCGGUGCUCACUGUCACGGAGCGGGCAGUGCCCCCGACCCCAGCUGCCCCCGAGGACCCCGCCCCACUCUGGGGUUCCCCGGCUGUCCAGGGCAGCCCCGGGGAUGGAGGCCUCCGAGGGCUGCCGGGAACCAGAGAAAACCAGAGGCCCCCUCUGCUCCCUCGAGAUGAUCGAGUUGGUGCCCGGGGGCUUCCUGGGCCCGCUGGCCCCAAGGGAGACCCUGGCAGCCGGGGCCCGAUGGGGAUGAGAGGCCCACCAGGUCUGCAGGGCCCCCCAGGGAGCCCUGGCCAAGUGGGAGCUGUGGGCAUCCCGGGAGAGAGGGGACCUCCAGGGCCCCCAGGCCCUCCUGGCCCCCCUGGGCCCCCAGCCCCUGUUGGACCACCCUACACCCGGAUCUCCCAGCAUGGGGACCCGUUUCUGUCCAACACCUUCACUGAGACCAGCAGCCACUGGCCCCAGGGACCGGCUGGGCCCCCAGGCCCCCCAGGACCCAUGGGUCCUCCUGGACUUCCUGGUCCCAUGGGGAUUCCUGGGAGUCCUGGACAUAUGGGACCCCCAGGCCCCACUGGACCCAAAGGAACCUCCGGCCACCCUGGAGAGAAGGGCGAGAGAGGACUGCGGGGGGAGCCUGGCCCCCAAGGCUCCAUGGGGCAGCGGGGAGAACCUGGCCCCAAAGGAGACCCUGGUGAGAAGAGCCACUGGGAAGACAGAUGCCUGAGCUCUCUCAGAACAGACCUCAAACUCAGAACCACCUUUGGGAGAGACUUCCACCGCCAUGAGGGGGAGGGGUUGCACCAACUACGCGAGGCUUUGAAGAUUUUAGCUGAGAGGGUUUUAAUCUUGGAAACAAUGAUUGGGCUCUAUGAACCAGAGGGGUCGGGGGCAAGCCUCGCCAGCACAGGCACCCCCAGCCUCCUGCGGGGCAAGAGGGGAGGACACACGGCCAGCUACCGGAUCGUGGCCCCCAGGAGCCGAGACGAGAGAGACUGAGGGUGGUGGUGGCCCCUUGGGGAGGGCCAGCCAGGCUUCCCUUCCCAGCCUGGCCUGGGCCAGCUGCCUCUGGGGUCUGCCUGCCCAUAUUUAUUGAUAUCCUCAGGGUUCCUUCCACCACCUAGGCCUUUGGGUGGGGGUCUUGGUCCUGGCACCCCAUGUGCCUCUGCCUCCUAUGAGGCUGAGCAGGGACUGGGGCCUGAGAGGGGGGCAUGGCCCAGGUGAGAGGUGAGGCCUUGCUCAGGGCCCUGGGCCUCAGUUUCCCUCUGUGAAAUGGGGUUAUGGAGGUCUGCGGGUUUGGAGCUUCUGUCGUCUCACCAACUGCCCAGCCCUCCACACGCCCAGGGAUGACGAGGGCGGGCAGUCCCGCCUCCCGGCUCCCCAGCCAAACCUGGGGGGCCCGCCUGUACCCCUCCUCAUUUUCUGGUGCUGGUUUCCUGACCCUGAGGUCAAGCUACCUGAUCUGACUGGAUGUCCAGGGCUCCUUGUGUCAGUUCUGACCCCUGAACCCUCGGUCCCUUCCAUGGUCCAGAGGAGGGGGCCACCCGCUUCCACAACCGCUUGUGACAGCCCCAGCAGGUAGAUGUGUAUCAGCCAAUAAAGGCCCCCACCUGACUGCCCA